Salvia splendens (bonfire salvia) is the source of this 993-nucleotide messenger RNA. Its product is annotated as protein FAR1-RELATED SEQUENCE 5-like. The transcript has 4 exons. The record is from RefSeq and is a predicted model, not a curated record. Lineage: Eukaryota; Viridiplantae; Streptophyta; Magnoliopsida; Lamiales; Lamiaceae. The coding region runs from base 1 to 993 and encodes 330 amino acids.
AUGUACGAGGAGGAGGAGGAGAGUUUCGACACACCGGUGUCUUCUCGACGUCCCAUUGGCGUCAAGGCUGCGAAGAACAAGGGGAAGGUGAAGAUAGAGACUUCCCUACGGAUCCCUCAAGUUGCUUGCCUCCAAGCACUCCGCUGGAAAAUCGAUCAAUUACGAAAUCGAGAUUACAUCAUCGAGGAAUUGACAGAGAACAACUCCGACAACGUCGACAUUAUCGGUUCAGCACAUGGAAGAUUGUACUGCAUGAUAUUUGCACCGUUCACGGGAAAAGACAACCAUUGGAGACCUGUAGCAUUUGGUGCAUGCUUAUUAUCUAAAGAAAACGCUGAUUCCUUCUCAUGGUUGUUUGAACGUUUUGUCAAAUGUAUGGGUUCUGCACCAAAAUUGAUCAUUACUGAUCAGGAUUUGGGAAUGAAGGUUGAUGUGGAAAGAGUCCUUGUUGAUACAAGACAUCGAUGGUGCAUGUGGCACAUCGUGUUUAAGGUUAUGGAAAAGUUACCAAAGAAUCUACUUGGCAAUGAAGACUUGAAAAAGGAGUUAAACAAUUGUGUGUGGUCUGAGUUGAUAGAGCCUGAAGAAUUUGAUGAAGAAUGGAAUAAAGUAAUGGAAAAAUAUGGGCUUAAGGACAAUGAGUGGUUAUCCUCGAUGUUUGCCUCACGAAAAUUUUGGGUGUCUGCAUUCUUUAGGGAUUUUCCAAUGAGUUCACUAAUAAAGACCACAUCAAUAUCUGAAUCUCAGAACAUAUUCUUCAAGAGGUACUCCAAGUUUCGUUCUAAUCUUGUUGAAUUUCUUAUGAAUUACAACAAUGCAUUGGAUGGCCAAAGGAGCAACAACAAUAGGCUAGAAUACUUGGAUUUUAACACAAUUCCAACUUUGAAAACAAAUUCAGCCAUCGAGAAGCAUGCUUCGACAAUAUAUAGUGAUAGUGGUUUCAAACUAAUUCAAAGUGAGAUUGAGGAAGCAGUUGACAAUGUCACUUGGUGA